AUGGCGCUAGCCGUGCGCCUCCGGCGCCUACUCCUUGUGGGACGUAGCGCCGCCCGGGGACUUCGACUUCCGGCAGGUGCUGCCGGCAGCCGGGGGCAGCGUGUUCCUUGGCGACUCGCCGCCUCUGAGGUAACGGGAAACUCAGGAACUUUCAAAAGAAGUUUUUUAUUUUCUGCCCUGUCUUAUUUGGGUUUUGAAACUUAUCAAGUCAUUUCCCAGGCUGUUGUGGUUCAUGCCGCAGCCAAAGUCUUCAAAAUUGAAGAAAUCCUUGAACAAGCAGACUACUUAUAUGAAAGUGGAGAAACAGAAAAACUUUACCAAUUGCUAACCCAGUACAAGGAAAGUGAAGAUGCAGAGUUACUGUGGCGUUUGGCACGGGCAUCACGUGAUGUAGCUCAGCUUAGUGGAACGUCAGAAGAGGAGAAAAAGGUUUUGGUAUAUGAAGCCCUAGAGUAUGCUAAAAGGGCACUUGAGAAAAAUGAAUCAAGUUUUGCGGCCCAUAAGUGGUAUGCAAUCUGUAUUAGUGAUGUUGGAGAUUAUGAAGGAAUCAAGGCUAAAAUUGCAAAUGCCUACAUUAUCAAGGAGCAUUUUGAGAAAGCAAUUGAGCUGAACCCUAAAGAUGCUACUUCAAUUCACCUUAUGGGUAUUUGGUGUUACACAUUUGCUGAAAUGCCUUGGUAUCAAAGAAGGAUUGCCAAAGUGCUGUUUGCAACUCCGCCUAGCUCCACCUACGAGGAGGCCCUAGGCUACUUUCACAGGGCAGAGCAAGUGGAUCCAAACUUCUACAGCAAAAACUUGCUCCUUCUAGGAAAGACGUAUUUGAAGCUGCACAACAGAAAGCUCGCUGCUUUCUGGCUGACAAAAGCCAAGGACCACCCAGCGCACACAGAGGAGGAUAAACAGGUACAGACGGAAGCUGCUCAGUUACUCACAGGCUUCAGUGACAAGAACUGA
Rangifer tarandus platyrhynchus (Svalbard reindeer) is the source of this 954-nucleotide messenger RNA. NCBI's taxonomy places the organism in Eukaryota, Metazoa, Chordata, Mammalia, Artiodactyla, Cervidae. The record is from the annotation of a GenBank genome assembly.